AUGGAGGAGCCGUGGGGAAACGACACCGAGCGACCGUUUGAAUACGUCAAUAACAACGAGUUCCACGGGGAGCUCCACAUCGUGGCGCGGGAGCGGCCCUUCGUGGUGCUGCUGAUCUUCCUGGCCUGCGCCAGCGGAGCGUUGAUGAGGACCAUUUUGAAGGACACAAAUAUUCCUAUUAUUGCCAUUGUUUAUGUCAUUGGAAUUGUCUUUGGAUUAUUGGGCUACUUUUCACUAGAGUUUAGUGUGCUUACAUUGUCCGUCGCAGAUAUUGGUCCUGUCCUGUUUUUUCAUAUAUUUGCUCCAGUUGUAAUAUUUACGGCUGCCUUCGAAAUGGAUUUUUAUGCUUUUCAGAAAACAUUUUGGCAGGUAUUAGUUCUUUCAGUUCCUGGCUUUUUGCUGAAUUGCAUUUUAAUUGGAUGGUUAACUUACAAAAUCAAUAAAUAUAAUUGGUCCUGGGAUAUUAGCAUGCUAUUUGGAAUCAUUCUUAGCACAACAGAUCCUAUCCUGUCUGUCGCUUCUGUAAAAGACAUCGGCAUUUCAAAAAUCAUCAUUAAUCUAAUUAAAGGAGAAUCUUUAUUUAAUGAUGCCACCACAGUAAUUGCUUUUGAGAUUUAUCAGGACUUUCUAAAUAGGCAACAUCUUGAUUUUGCUAAAGAAGUUGUUAUAAAAAUAAUAUUAAAAUGUUUUGCAAGUGUCGUGUUUGGAUUUUUGAGUUCAAAAAUAAUCACAUACUGGCUGUCUCAUAUUUUCAACGAUGGAUUAACUGAAGUAUUACUAAGCUUCUCAAUGACAUACAUCAUUUUCUUUACUGCUGAAUGGCUUGGAAUGUCUGGAAUUCUUUCUCUUACUAUUUUGGGAAUUCUUUUAGAUUCUGUGAGCUUCAGUCCAGGGGUUGAUGAAUUUAUCUUUAGGUUCUGGGCAAUGCUAACAUUUUUGGCUCAUUGUCUGAUAUUUAUUAUCUUUGGAAUUGUAAUAGUUGAAAAAACAUUUGAGUAUAUAACAAUUCGUGAUUUGUUUUAUAUCUUAACUGUCUACCUUGCAUUGAAUCUUAUAAGGGGUCUAGUUAUUUUGUUGCUGAGCCCUCUGCUAAGUCGCCUUGGCUAUGGAUUUAACUGGCGCUGGGGAGCUGUUAUUGUUUGGAGUGGAAUACGUGGGACUUCUACAUUGAAUAUGGCACUUGGGAUUAACAAAACAACAGACGUAAAAGAAGCAAAAAUGCAUAACAUGAUAUUACUGCAUGCAGGAACGGUAUCAUUAAUGACAUUGGUGAUUAAUUCCACCACAGUGAAAAAGCUGGUUACAACAUUAGGUCUGUGUAAUAUUACCCUUCCAAAGCGUAUGGCAAUAUACAGUGCUGUUCAACGAAUAAAAGAAAUGCAGAUCAAUGCGUUUUCCAUGCUAAAACUUGACAGAUUUUUAGCUGAUGCAAAUUGGAACAUGACUGAAGAAGCAAUUCAAAUUGAUUACCCUUAUAAAUUUGACACAGAAGAGGUUUCCCAAGUUGUUCGAAGGCUGAGAUGUCCAGAUUGUAACACAGACAUUUCAUAUGAUACAACACCUCAACAAAUUGCUGACAUUCUGGAAGAAGCCAGAUUACGCCUUUUAACAGCACAGAUAGCCAGUUAUCAGAAGCAAUAUAACGCGGGAAUGCUUAACCAAGAUGCUGCCCAAACAUUAAUAGGUGCCGCAGAAAGCUAUAUUGACGUUAAAGGGAAGUUUAUGAAUAUUCAUGAGGUAAAGACAUAUUGGGAAAGCAAAGGACUAUUUGUUCUUUGUAAGAAAUUGCUUUCUGAUUGGGUUUACAAUGUGAAAGAAGAAAAAUCUAAGCCUUCAAGGAACAAGUUUCUGAAGAUAUGUCAUUUUAUAGUAUUCACAGAUGAAUUUGAGUAUGCAAGUCACAUUGUAACAUUGUUAAACAUAUUUCCUAUGAUAGUUAAUUACUUGCCAGCCUGCCAUGACCAGCUUCUUCAACAACUGAAAAUUUCAAACUACUAUUUCCUUGGGUUGUAUAUGCUUGAGGCAUUAUUAAAGGCUCUAGCCAUGGGGAAGACCUACAUCUUUUACCACUGGAACCAAUUUGACAUGUUAAUCAUAAUAAUUGGACUCAUAGAUAUCUUUAUUAUUAUCACAUUUAAAUCAGUUCACACAUCAUACCAUGUGGUUAACACUAUCAGGGUAUUCCGGAUUGUUCGUCUUAUUAGAAUUCUUCGUCUUUUGAAGAUUGUGAUACCAAAAUUGAUAUACCUGUUGAAUAAACAAAUAAACAAACAGCUAACCUUUAGGUAUGAUAUUGCCAAGGGAUAUGUUCAAGGUGAAGAAGAUAAAAAAUAUUUAAUCGAACAGAUUGCUGGUCAUGAAACUAUUUCCCAGGAAAUAAAUAAAAUUAUGGAAAAGAACAAACAAGAUGCAAUGAAAGAGCUAGGUUUAAUGCAGCGUGAUUAUCCAGAUAUUGUUACUGCUCUGAAAACCAAACAAGCAGUUCAAACUGUGCUAAACACAGCUUCAGAAACUCUUAAAGUCUUGAUAUCAGGAGGAAUUGUUGAUAAAAAUGAAGGAGCCAAAAUAGAGAAGAUGAUUCUCAUUAAAAAAAAACAACUGGGAACUCUUCCAUCUACUAUUGCACCACCCACUGCAGAGGAACUUCUACGAAAUAUCAGUUGGUUAGAAAAUGAAAAGAAACAAAUUGAAUUCAUUCAGAAAAAAGCAAGAGUUCUUUGCUAUGAUUAUGGAGAUGUUAUAUGUGAAGACGGUGAAAUGCCACAAGGAAUCCAUCUAAUUAUUUCAGGAAUGACAAAGCUUUAUGGUUCCAGUCCUCGGUAUGGAAUUGAUGAAGGUGUCUGUGAGCCUAGAUAUCCUACAAGAAUGCCAUUUACAGACUACUUGGUCAGUGGAGCAAUAAUAGGAGAACUGAACUGCCUAACUAAGCAUGAAAUGGAAUACACUGUUACUUGUGAAACUGCUGUUCAGACCUGUUUUAUAUCAAUGGAUGACUUAUUUGAAGCUUUUGAUAAAUUUCUGGAAUGCCCUUCACUGGAAUAUAAAAUAUGGUUAAAACUUGCUCUUGAUAUCACUAUCAAAACUUUCAAGGAAAACCUUGCUCAUCAGGACUGGUCUUACAAGAUGUGUACAAAGUUUCCUAAUAUUUAUGUGAUGGAUGUACCAACUCACAGCAAAUGUGAUAUUUACGAUGAAAACAUGGAAGAUGUUAUUCUUGUAUAUGGAAGUGUCCAAGACUGUCAAGUGCUACAACCUUAUUUUGCACCCUGCAUUUUACCAAAAACUUGCCACCAGGUACAAGGCACAGCUGCAGUAACAAAACUUCUAGUUGUUCGGACUACUGCCAGCGUGAAGAGGAGGAGCAGUAGAAGAUGUAGUAGCAUCUGCCAGUAUCAUUCAUAUAUUCGUAGACGGGCCACUGUUGGAAGUAGUAUAAAAACAGACAAUGAACAGCAGAUUCCAGAAGACUCAGAAUCAGAAGGUUCAACAGAUCGGGUACAGUCCUCGAUUGCCGUCUCAAUUUUGUAAAGGCUGACAGAUGUCCUGGUCACAUCCACCUGAUGCAAGACAAACCCAACAGGAAGGCCAUGAAGGAAAUAGGUUGCAAAUAUACAAAUGUUCAUACCCUAAAACAAAAAACAGAAGCUGAUUUUGUAGAAUUGAUUUCCAUAUUGUAUUGUGAAAUCCAGUAUGUUCCGGUUGAUGUGCAAAAACUAUUGAUGUUCUACACAACCUCAGAGAAUGUAUUUCUCUUUAGUUAGUAGCAGAUAAAGUUGAAGCAUCAGUACUUGUUUUUCCUUUUUCACCCCUACUUCCCAUAUAAUUUUGAAAGGUUUAUUAUGUGUUCAUCUGUUUGAUCUUUACAAUGCAAUAAAACCUACAAAAUAAUUUUAAUAUCAAUAAAUACAUUUUUAGAACCUCUGCUUCAUUUAUGUGAAGCACUUUCAGCUCCUUUUUUUUAGUCCCCAAACUCACACUAUACCUUAGCUGUAAGUGAAUUAGUUACAGUAUUGGUUCCCUACAAGAUAGCAUUUUCUAUAGCAAUUAAAAAUUGCCUGGAUCAAGCUAAUUAUCUUGCAUAAAAAUGUUGAUUAGUUCAAGUAGCAUAAAAUGAUUGAAUGCAUAUGAAUUUGGGUUAAUCAAACUGCAAACUGAAAAGCACAAAUUAUAAGUUUACUUCAACUCUUAAAAACAAGGAACAAAAACUCCAGAUGAUCUGAAGCAUCAGUACAUAGCUGUGGCCUCCACAAGAGCCUUCCACUUCAUGUGUGCAAGAAUGCUCACUUAUGCAAACCAUCCCUGCACAAAUCAGAGAGGAUUUGCAAGCUGCUGUGGGAAGACUAAAUGAGAGAGCACCCAUCCCACUAGCUGUGCAUUUAUUUAGGCCAAUAAACAGAAACCUAUCACAACAUAUCAUAAGCCUGGCAAUCAAAUUUUUGGUGCCAUGCAUCUGACUGAGAAGCACAUUUCAUCCAUAAGGACAUGGACUUGUUUAAGAUUUAUAACAUUUUUUGCACUGUUAAAAGACAGCACUCAAAGUAGAUGUAACAAUCUACACAGUCCUCAAUUUCUCUACAACAAGGCUUCAGUGUUAGCCUAACUGGUCUCUUUGUAAUCCUUAUAAAAGAUUAACAGUUUCCUCUGACUUCCAGAACUACAAACAGAUUUGAGAUGUUCCAUCAAUAUCACAGUUUUCACAGAUACCAAUAAAACAAUGUUUAACCUCCAUCUAUUUAAAGCUUCUUCCCAUCGGGACUCGACUCCUUUGAAGGUACAGUGAAGGACAAACUCAUGACUAGUAUCAUGAACAAGGGAAAAUGAAGAAAAGGGGGAAGCAACAUAUAUCUGCAGUUAUACUUUUCUUCUCAGGGUGAGAAUUACCCUCCAUCAUUGGAUCUGGGCAUUCUAGAGAGAAUAGUUUCUCUGGGCCUUUUUUCAAAGUUGGUCUUUGACAAUGCAUCAUCAUCUCCACUGAGAAGUGUCAAAUACUUGGUCAAAGAUCCUAGUAGGGAGACCCUAUCUACCUAUUAAGCAUUUAAGUAGUACUUCAGCAUCCAAGUGUGAACCUAUGCCAUCUUGAUGGAGUCCCAGCAAGCUGGCUAGGACACCACUUUUUAUGACUUAAGACUUGGGGCCAAGAUGAAGGCCCACCACAAAAAAUAAUUUUUCAGGGACUCAGCAAGAUGGAGCAGGAUCACAUUUGA
Molecule: messenger RNA, 5204 nt
Organism: Gavialis gangeticus (Gharial)
Lineage: Eukaryota; Metazoa; Chordata; Crocodylia; Gavialidae
Product: sodium/hydrogen exchanger 10-like
Exons: 27
Coding region: 1-3528 (1175 amino acids)
Biological process (GO): proton transmembrane transport
Cellular component (GO): membrane
Molecular function (GO): sodium:proton antiporter activity; monoatomic ion channel activity
Source: RefSeq, a predicted model, not a curated record